This is a messenger RNA of Polychytrium aggregatum, 1137 nucleotides long. RefSeq names its product nuclear RNA-splicing-associated protein-domain-containing protein. NCBI's taxonomy places the organism in Eukaryota, Fungi, Chytridiomycota, Chytridiomycetes, Polychytriales. The coding region runs from base 1 to 1137 and encodes 378 amino acids. The transcript is spliced from 3 exons. The record is from RefSeq and is a predicted model, not a curated record.
AUGUCGCCGUGGCAUUCUUCGGUGGAUCAUGGCUUUGCUGCUUGCAGCACAACAGGCGGAAAGGCCGGGCGAUGGCCAGACUCAUCCGCCCUGCGAUCCCUUGGCGGUGUGGUCGGCCAAGGUCGGAGCUCUCCUGAGAUUCGCCGAAACGAUCUGGCCGUCAUUCCGUCCUGCGCUGAAUCGCGUCUCUAUCGGCUUUCAUCUGCAUCCCCGCUGCAUCUCCGGCUGCAUACCCCUCCCUCGCUUCUCGAUGGGCUCGCCCUCCCGCAAUCGCCAUCGUGGCCGAUCCCGCUCGCCUGUCGCUCGUCGUCGUUCCCCAGCCGAGAACGAUGCCCGGCGGCGGGUCUCGUCGUCCUCUCCCUCGAGGCGGAGCCGCCACAAGCACCAGAGCCGAUCGCCAUCGACCGCCUCCUCCUCAUCAUCGUCAUCAUCGUCAUCAUCUUCUUCGUCCUCUCGAAAGAGCACUCCAAGAGCAAGGACAAGUCCCGAAGACACAAGAGCCAGGACAGGUCGGAAAGCCGCAAAAACAAGGAUGAGCGACAUAAGCACAAGAAAAAGUCCAAAUCUAAAUCCAAAUCCAAAUCCAAAUCCAACUCCAACUCCAACUCCAACUCCAACUCCAAAUCAAAGUCCUCCAGCCACCACCAUACCAGUGGCGCUCGACCAUCAUCGUCUCCGUCACGCAUUCUGGAUCUCGUCCGCUCUCUGGCCGACGACGAUGCAUCUCUGCUCGGGAAGCCGCGGCCAACCUCGGCUCCCUCACGGCUCCCGUCGUCCAUCGCACCCGAUGCUUCAGCUAUUCCAGUCCUGACGAUAGCCAAGAGAAGCACCGACAGCUCCAGCGCACCAGCGUCAGCAACAGCUCCAGCACCAACACCAGCACCAUCGAGCCAAACUGCGGCUCGGCGGAGAGCCAUGGCUCCACAGACAAAGUCCGAAUACGAUCAGGAGCAGUCCGUCGUGCGUGAGGUCUUUGAUCCGCUCUCAGGACGCACCAGACUCGUCAAGGGCUCUGGCGAGAUCAUCGAGCGCAUCGUCUCCAAGGAGGCUCACCAACAGAUCAAUCGCACUGCAACCUACGGAGAUGGCAGCUUCUAUGCGGCUACGAUCCAGAACAUGGUCUCCAAGAACCCAUGA